GGAGCAGCAUGUCGGGCUUUAUAUGAUGAGCGCGCGGGGCAUACCCCAGAUCUACGAUCUGAUCUAGCCCGGCACAAUACGCCGGAACGGGUGAGAAUGUUCCGCGCCCGGGCCUGCUCCUCCCCAUCUCCAUCUCCUCGGAAGAAGGGCUGCUGUGUCGCCGUAUCCUUGGAGAAGGAGAGCGCUAGCACCCAGAAAUUGCGACUCUGGAGGAUUUUCGCCCGUUCUUCCUGCCUCAGUGGCCCCAAAAUCUGGGAUGACAUCACGACGCCUUUUCUUCCUUUUUUGGGCACGCCGCAGUCAGCAGCCUGUGCACCGCGCUCCCCCUUCUCCAGUCAGCAUGGGCCCGCGCUACGACCAUCGGGUGCAAGGUUCAGGCAACGCGCGGACGGCUGCCAAGGCGUCCUCAGGAUCCGGGUGACAUGGGCACAGGAACAGAGCGUACAGUCCUGCCUUCCUGUGGGCGUGGAACGUGGUCAGGUGCCGCCCUCGUACCAUUGGGGAUCCCCAGCUGCUUCCCAGGCCAUGCAUCCUGACAGCUACUCACAGAAGACGCCCUGAUGCGGUGGCCGGCGGCGGGCGUAACAGAAGUACUGCUCGCGGACUUCUUUUUACUUUCCUGCAAUUCAUCCGCGCUGCGUCCUCACUA
Schizophyllum commune H4-8 is the source of this 649-nucleotide messenger RNA. RefSeq lists its product as uncharacterized. The coding region runs from base 97 to 561 and encodes 154 amino acids. NCBI's taxonomy places the organism in Eukaryota, Fungi, Basidiomycota, Agaricomycetes, Agaricales, Schizophyllaceae. The transcript has a single exon. The record is from RefSeq and is a predicted model, not a curated record.